Caretta caretta (loggerhead turtle) is the source of this 9369-nucleotide messenger RNA. It is a transcript of the gene CUL4A, whose product is annotated as cullin 4A. Gene Ontology annotation, cellular component: cullin-RING ubiquitin ligase complex. Gene Ontology annotation, biological process: ubiquitin-dependent protein catabolic process. The record is from RefSeq and is a predicted model, not a curated record. NCBI's taxonomy places the organism in Eukaryota, Metazoa, Chordata, Testudines, Cheloniidae. Gene Ontology annotation, molecular function: ubiquitin protein ligase binding.
CGGUGACUCUCCGCCCGCCGGACAGAGCAGCAGCAGCAGCCGGCGCUUCCAGCCGGCGGCCGGGCCCGGGGGGGCGGGAGCCGCGCUCCGGCACGAAGGGGGCGGCCAUGGCCGGCGAGCCGCAGAAGAAGCCGCACCUGUCGGCCCUGGUGGGACACACCAACGGGCUCACCAAGCCCGCCUCGCUGGCGGCGGCCGCGGGAGCCCGGGCCGGGGGCGCCGCCGCCGCCGCCUCCAAGAAGCUCGUGAUCAAGAACUUCAGAGAAAGACCUAAAUUGCCUGAUAAUUACACGCAGGACACAUGGCAGAAGCUUGAUGAAGCAGUGAGAGCAAUACAAAGUAGCACCUCCAUUAAAUACAAUCUUGAAGAGCUCUACCAGGCUGUUGAAAACCUCUGUUCUUAUAAAGUGUCCCCUACACUGUACAAACAGCUCCGGCAAGUCUGUGAAGAUCAUGUGAAAGCACAAAUUCUUCAGUUCAGAGAAGAUUCUCUGGACAGUCUUUUAUUUUUAAAGAAGGUAAAUAAAUGCUGGCAAGAUCACUGCAGACAAAUGAUCAUGAUUAGAAGCAUUUUCUUAUUUUUGGAUCGUACAUAUGUGCUUCAGAAUUCAUUGCUUCCUUCUAUAUGGGAUCUGGGGCUAGAGCUUUUUAGAAAGCACAUUAUUAGUGAUAAACUAGUUCAAAACAAGACCAUUGAUGGAAUCCUCCUCCUGAUUGAACGGGAACGGAAUGGUGAAACUGUGGACAGAAGCCUGUUACGAAGUCUGUUAAGCAUGCUGUCUGAUCUACAGGUUUACAAAGAAUCAUUUGAACAAAAGUUUUUGGAGGAGACAAAUUGUUUAUACGCGGCAGAGGGCCAAAGGUUAAUGCAAGAAAGAGAGGUCCCAGAAUAUCUUCACCACGUUAACAAACGUUUAGAAGAAGAAGGAGACCGAGUAAUAACAUAUUUAGACCAUAGCACACAGAAACUACUAAUUGCUUGUGUGGAGAAGCAACUACUAGGAGAACACUUAACAGCUAUUUUACAAAAAGGACUUGAUAAUCUGCUUGAUGAAAACAGAAUAUCAGAUCUCACCCAGACAUACCAGCUCUUCAGCCGGGUAAAAGGUGGGCAGCAGAUCCUGUUGCAAAACUGGAGUGAAUACAUCAAGAACUUUGGGACAACUAUAGUGGUUAAUCCUGAAAAGGACAAGGAUAUGGUGCAAGAGCUACUAGAUUUUAAGGAUAAAGUGGACCAUAUCAUAGAAGCGUGCUUUCAGAAAAAUGAGAAAUUUAUAAACUUGAUGAAGGAAUCCUUUGAAACAUUUAUCAACAAGAGACCAAAUAAGCCUGCAGAAUUGAUAGCAAAACAUGUGGAUUCAAAGUUAAGAGCUGGAAAUAAAGAAGCAACAGAUGAAGAGCUGGAAAGAAUCCUUGACAAAAUCAUGAUAAUAUUCAGAUUCAUUCAUGGUAAAGAUGUGUUUGAGGCAUUUUAUAAAAAAGAUUUGGCCAAAAGACUGCUGGUUGGAAAAAGUGCAUCCGUAGAUGCUGAGAAGUCAAUGCUGUCAAAGCUUAAACAUGAAUGUGGUGCUGCUUUCACCAGUAAACUGGAGGGAAUGUUCAAGGAUAUGGAACUUUCAAAAGAUGUCAUGAUUCAGUUUAAGCAGUAUAUGCAGAACCAAAGUGAUCCAGGCAAUAUAGACCUGACGGUAAAUAUACUUACUAUGGGAUAUUGGCCAACGUACACACCCGUGGAAGUCCACUUAACUCCAGAGAUGGUUAAGCUUCAAGAGGUAUUUAAGACCUUUUAUCUUGGAAAACACAGUGGUCGAAAGCUUCAAUGGCAGACCACUUUAGGGCAUGCUGUCUUGAAAGCAGAAUUUAAGGAAGGAAAGAAAGAGUUUCAUGUGUCACUCUUCCAGACAUUAGUGCUGCUUAUGUUUAAUGAAGGAGAUGAAUUUAUUUUUGAAGAAAUUAAAAUGGCUACUGGCAUAGAGGACAGUGAAUUGCGAAGAACCUUGCAGAGUUUGGCCUGUGGGAAAGCACGGGUAUUGAUUAAAAAUCCAAAAGGCAAGGAUGUAGAAGAUGGAGACAAAUUAAUCUUUAAUGGUGACUUCAAGCAUAAAUUGUUUAGAAUAAAGAUCAACCAAAUACAGAUGAAAGAAACAGUUGAAGAACAGGUUAGCACAACUGAAAGAGUGUUUCAAGAUAGACAAUAUCAGAUUGAUGCUGCUAUUGUACGAAUAAUGAAGAUGAGAAAGACACUCUGCCAUAACCUUCUUGUUUCUGAAUUGUAUAAUCAGCUGAAAUUUCCAGUAAAGCCUGGAGACUUGAAAAAAAGGAUUGAAUCUCUCAUAGAUAGAGACUACAUGGAGAGAGACAAAGACAACCCCAAUCAAUACCACUACGUUGCAUAACGGAGAGAACUUUUUUUUCUAAAAAACACCAGAAUAAUGUAUUCAGGACAUUGAAUACCUAUGCUAUUUCCAGACUUUACUUUUAGCAGAUCUCAAGUUGAUGUAUACUGUUCAACCAGCUGCAUGCACUGGUGUGGAUGAGAAGCAAAGGAAAGGUUUCUUGGAUCAUCCUUGUCAAGACUCCUUAGUGAUUUUUAAAUGGCACAUCUUUUAUUUUUUAGUUCUUCCAUUUGUUCUUUUGAGUACUUCAAAAUAUGUUUGUUCUCCUUUGUUUAAAAUUAACUUUUUGAAGUUGGAAGGGAAGGUAAAAAAAUAUUCUAUUUUUCUGUGACAGAGAUGCAAGUCUGGCUUAUUUAUGUAUGUGUUCAUGACAGCACAUCCAUAAAGACCCUUAAUGCUGCAUUCUUUAGCUACAAAAAUCACUCGGGUAUCUUUUAAAACCCCUUUUAAUUGAUUAACCCUUUAUGUACCAACACUCAGUGAAUUUUUGAAAUUAUGCACCUUGAUACUGUUUUCAUGUUUGUUUAAUUUUCUUUCAAAAUAGUUCUAAACUUCAGUCUGGUUUGGAUAAAUCAGGUUUUGAAGUGAAAUCUUCAAAGUGCCAAGAGGACAACUGUGUUAAAAUGUCUGUAGUGAGCUGUCUGAUUACUUAGCUAAGGUAUUCAUUUGUGGAAUUUUUUGCUCUAAGGCAAGUGAUUUGCAUUACUGUUUAUGUAAAACUUCAGUAAAAUUUAGUGUUGCCUUUAGAGACAAAUAUAAGAUAAUUACUGUACAGUGUACUCAACACAGGAAGAGAAGAUUUCAAAGGCUUUACAGUUUUGAUGUGAAGUAAUAGAUUUUUGUCUUGAGAGACUAAGGAUUUUGUGAGUUCCCUGUUACAUAUUGUAUAUAUGUAAGUUGAUUUGAAUUAAAGAAUGAAGAACAUGUAGAUCUGUUAGAUAAUUAUAACUCUAAGGAAGAUACUUUCUUGUGGUAAUAUUUACAAGCCUCUGUUUUAUUUUACAGGAUUUGCAUAAUGGUGUUUCAUUCUGAUUAAAAGCUACCAAAGGAGUUUUGAUCAUGGUCUAAUGAGAAUUUAACUAAGCAAUAUUUUCUUGAAAAAAAAAUUACUAAAUUUAUAUAAUAUGAUUUUUGUGCAUAAAUUAUAAGUCCACGACCCUUUCUUAAGUAUCCAUUGCUAAAAGCUGACAUCUUGUGGGUUUCUAUAUUAAAGUCCUCAUUCUGUCAUCUGGUCUCACUAAUUGUAUUGCAUUCUUUGAAUUAUUUUUAUUCCCUUUCCUCUGUGUUAGAAAUCAAACUCCCUAUCAUAUGUUUAGUACAAUAAAAGUAUUUAAAAGCUAUUUAAUAUUGUAAUUUAAUGUAGAUUUAUAUUUUAACUUGCUUUAAUAUUUAAAUCUUUAGUUGAUUCAAAUAAAAUCUCAUUGAUAUAUAUUAAAUAUUAAUUUCUUAGCCACCAUGUGAAUUUGACACUUUAUCUCAAUCUGUCAUUGAAUAUUAAUUAGCAGACCCUAACUUUUAACUAAUUUAUUUAUUCCCUAUUCACAUCACAAUCUGCCAAAGUCAGUUUGCUAAAACAUACUGCUGUUUUUGGUGAUUUAAAAUAAAAAGCUUUAUGUAAUAAACACACAAAUGUAACGUGGCAGAGGUUUCAUCAGACUACAGACUUGUGAGUGAUGGGCAGUAAUCCAGUAACCUAUGCUAUUUGAACAAUGCUCUCUACCUCAGGGGUUCUUAAUCUUUUUCUUUCUGAGCCCCCUCCGCCCCCAACAUGCUAUAAAAAUUCCACUGCCCACCUUGUCACAACAACUGUUUUUCUUCAUACAAAAGCCAGGGCCGGCAGUGGGGGUACCAAACAGGGCAACUGCCCAUGGCCCCAAGCCACAGGGAGCCCCCUGCAAAGCUACAUUGCUCAGACUUUGGUGUCCGCCCUGGGUGUCAGGGCUCAGGGACCCAGGCUUCAGCCCCAUGCGGUGGGGCUUUGGCUUUCUGCCCUGGGACCUCGCAAGUCUAAUGCUGACCCUGCUUGGUGGCCCCCCCAGGGGGCCCCGGACUCCUGAUUGAGAACCACUGCUCUACCUUAUCUUUCCUGCCCUCCACCCAAAAAAUAAACUCUUAACUUUCUGACUAGUGUUUGAUUAAAAACAAAUUGUUAAAAAAAAUUGAUGCUAUUAACGAUAAGAUAUAUUUUCAUCAACAAGUGAAAUGGCUCUCCCUGUGGAAGCAAGGUAAUUGACAGACAAGAAUUCUGAGCUAUGUAAUUAAAAAAAACAUACCUAGAGAGUGGUAUUUGUUAGCCAAAUUACUCUCACUUGUAUAGCAAUAAGAUUUUUUAGAAUCUUUUUUUGUUAGAAUUUUUGCAGCCCAAACAAAUGAGUAACCAUUUUAAAACUAAUACAUUUGCAUCCAAGUCACUAGUGACCGGAUGUUUAUUGGCUUAUGUGAAAUGAGUUGAUCUUAGUACAGUUCCUUGUGUUUACAUCACAAUGAGGACUUUUGUUGCAGUGACUGAGACUGAAGGUUGUACAGUCUCUGUGCCACUAUAAUAAAAAUGGCAUAUGGUAAUAAUAUUGUACAAUAAUACUGUAAUUGUCUGAUUAUGGUACCAGAUAUACACAUCUCUAGUAUUAGAGGCCAAACAUUCUUUAUUCACCCCUGAUAUGGCAGUAGUAUAUCGUGUAAAUUAAAGCCAACCUAUUAUCUAAAUUGUCCCUAAAUUAGCACAAACAGUAAUUGCCACUCAAGCCCCAAUUUCUCUGCUGCUGAUUCAUAUUCAGACACUAAUGAAAGUGUUCAUUAGAUGCUUGUUUAAAAAAUUGGUGAAUUCUGUGGUACAGAUGUGGGGACCCGCAUGAAAGAUCCCCAUAGCUUAUAUUUUACCAGCUUAGGUUAAAAACUUCCCUAAGGCACAAAUUCUUUUCUUUGUCCUUGGAUGGUAUUGCUGCUGCCACCAAGUGAUUCACACAAAAAUUCAGGAAAGGGUCACCUGGAGUCCCUAUUCUCCCAAAAUAUCCCCCCAAGCCCCUUCACCCCCUUUCCUGGGGAGGCUUGAAAACAAUAUAUUAACCAAUUGGUUACAAUGUGAGCACAGACCAAACCCUUUGGGUUUUAGGUCACUGAAAAUCAAGCAGGUUCUUAAAAGAAUAAUUUUAUUUAUUAAAAAAAAAAGAAUCAUACUUGCAAAAUCAGGAUGGAAGGUAACUUUACAGUUAUAUAAAUAAAAAGACUUAAAAUACAGAGGAUUCCCCUCUGACUCUGCUUCCCAGUUACAAAACAGGAAUGAAACUACCUCUUAGCAUAAGGUGCCUCUUGAGGACUCCAACAGUUAAAUACCAUAUCUGGGCUCUGGGUUUUUUUGGAGAGGGAGAGUUUUGUGGGGUUUGGUUUUGUGGGGUUGUUGUGCCUUUUUUUUUGUGGGGAGGGGAGGAAAAAGAGGUGUAACUAUUUUUUCGUGUACUAGGAAGAGGUUAUGUUGAAGCAUGCUGCCUGUAGCCUAUCUCAUAGGCCUCAAGUAAGACUAUAGAAAAGUAGCUCAGGACAUAAAGGUUUCUCUCCCAGGAUUGAUUAACAUGAUGAGGAGAGUAACCAAGUGAUUUACCUUCCUGAUGAAGAGCUGACCCUCCUUCAUUCUCUGCACCAUGAAACUUACUAGAAACAGAAUUUCAGGGGUAAGACAAAUAGUUCUAAAGCAUGAGAGACAGGAUAUCCUUUAACCAAGCUGGGCAAGCGAAAUAAUCAUAUUACAAUGUCCUGUGCUCCAUAUCUUCUUUUCCACUACAGCAUCUAACCAUCUUUAUGACAACACAUUUUUAUGGACUAAAAAGUAUAGCCAAUUAAUUGAUUAUACUUGCCAUUUGAUAUUAAGAAUAUUCAAGAGACUACAUAACCAAGCGCAGCCAAAUUUAUUAUCUAAAGAUAAAACACACUACGGUACAUGAAAAAGUUAAUACAUCACCAAUCCUGCCCAGGAACUGAAGUCUUGCAGUGUGUUCAGUUCAUCUUGUACAGAGAAUGUGCUUCCUAAGUGCCCCCUUAAACUGGCCAUCUUUUAUAGCAUAGCUGUUUACAAGUAACAGAGCACUUAAAGUUUAACAAGCCAGCUUUGUCUUUGGUGCCUCCUUGUACUUUCCCAUCUUUCGUUUGAAUAUUAAAUACCAAAUGUUAAGGGGCAUGAAGAUACUCCCUAAUACAAAGCGUUCAUACAUCUUUCAUUAUUUCCUUGUACUACAUUCUACCUUUGUUUCAUAAUGCUCGUACAUCUAGUUUUUGACAGUUUUUGUAUUUGCUUAAGCCAAGUGCUGAGCUAUACGUCUCCCAGGGCAUCAUGGGAUAUAUGCCGAAGCAUAAAUGAGCAAAAAUAAGUAGUGUACAACUUAGCAUAAUUACCCAGCAGACACACAUGUAUAUGGUAUUUAUAUAAUAAAUAGCUAUUCAUGUCGUGUAUGUAAACAUAACCUAAAUGCACUGGCUAACACUACCUUGCUGCUUUUUUGCACUGGGUUAGCCAAAGAAGUCUUAAUAGAAUUUUCUAGUUUUUUUCAAAACACAUGAAUUUUAGAAAAAUCUAUAAAUCCUAAACUAUGAUUCUACUUUACAACACCUUCUCCCCCUUUUUUUUUUUUAAAGUACGCAAAAGUGCAGUUAACUUCACACAAACAGCCUCAACUAGGAUCCCUUAACCUAGAACUAUGAAGCAUAUCUAUCCAUUAUAUGGUCAUCUUCAGUGUCUACUGAAACUUUCAAUACCUUUUAAUCAUACAGUGAUUGUGUAGACUUGAUCUUCCUUAGGAUUAUCUUUUAACAAUUUCUGAUUUGGCAAAAGCAGACUGAGGCAUUUCCCAUAGUUCCAGAUGGAGGAGGUAAUCUCUUUUAUUGAACCAACAUCUGUUGGUGACAGAGACAAGCUUUUGAGCUUUCACUAAGGUUGGUCCAAUAAAAUGUAUUACCUCACCCACCUUCUCUGUAAUAUCCUGGGACCAACAUGGCUAUAACAACACUGCAUACAAAGAUUCCAUGGGUCGUACAAAGAGUUACUGCAGUGGUCCCCACAUAAAUGUCCCAUGGUGCCCGCCAGGGCAUUUAUGCACGCCCGCCUAGUGCCUAGCAGGGGAGAGAAGCCACGGCCUGGUGCCUGCUGGGGACAGAGAACUCCGGGGCUGCAGGCUGCGGUCACCGGUGUUCUGUGUCCCUGUCAGUUGCAGGGCCCCAGCUUCUCUCUGGUUUCUCUCCACGCUGCCCAAAACUGCUCCCACCAAAAAAAAACCCUGCUCGGACUCUGCUGCCCCAAGAAUGGACGGAAUGCCACCCUGUCGCAUGUGCUGCCCCAGGCACAUGCUUGCUCUGCCAGUACCUGGAGCUGGCCAUGUAUGUGAAUAUUCUUCCACUGCACUGAUACUUCUGUUUUCUUGUGCUUUGCGAUUUAUUAUUUUUUGAAUAUUUUGCCCCAAAAUGAGUGGUUCAAAUAAAAGACAAAGUAGGAAUUAUUUCACCACAGAGUGGGAAGAAUCCUAUUGUUUUAUUGAAAAUAAAGGAAAAUGUGUUUGCUUUUUGUGCAGUGGUACUGUUGCAGUGCUGAAAAAACUUAAUGUCGAACGCCAUUUCCAAACUAAUCAUGGCUCUUUUGAUGUUAGCCAUCCACUUAAAUCUGAGUUGAGAGAGAAGAAAAUUAAUCAACUCUAUCUGCUCAGCAAUCUGUUUUCACUAGACAAGUGGUAAAGUCUAAAAGUGCUACUAUUGCUUCCUUUAAAAUUGCGCAUCUGCUCGCAAAGAAAAAAACAUUUCAAGAUAUUGAAUUGUUGAAGGAAGCAUUUUUGACUGGUGCUGAUAGCCUGUUUCAAGGAUUUCCUAACAAGCAUGAGAUUUUGUCGGCAAUACAAGACUUGCAGUUAUCAAACACAGUUACGAGGAGGAUACAUGCAAUUUCAAGCGACAUGCAAACUCAGCUAAAGGAUGACUUGGAAAUAUGUGACUGGUUUUCACUGCAGUUCGAUGUGUUAGAUUAUGAUUUCUUUAAAUGGCUGAGAAAGGAACUGUGCCGAAUAGAAUGACUAUUCCUGUCUGUGUGUCUUUUUUGUAACUUAAGGUUUUGCCUAGAGGGGUUCUCUAUGUUUUGAAUCUAAUUACCCUGUAAGGUAUCUACCAUCCUGAUUUUACAGAGGUGAUUCCUUUACUUAUAUUUACUUCUCUUUCUAUGAAAAGUCUUCUUGUAAGAAAACUGAAUGCUUUUUCAUUGUUCUCAGAUCCAAGGGUUUGGGUCUGUGGUCACCUAUGCAAAUUGGUGAGGAUUUUUACCAAACCUUUCCCAGGAAGUGGGGUGCAAGGGUUGGGAGGAUUUGGGGGGGAAAGAUGUGUCCAAACUACGUUUCCCAGUAAACCCAGUUAGAGUUUGGUGGUGGCAGUGGAUAUUCCAAGGGCAAAGGAUUAAAUUAAUUUGUACCUUGGAGAAGUUUUAACCUAAGAUGGUAAAAGUAAGCUUAGGAGGUUUUCAUGCAGGUCCCCACAUCUGUACCCUAGAGUUCAGAGUGGGCGAGGAACCUUGACACAUACAAAAUAAAAUCUUAUUUCGGUUCCACUUAUCUAUGCAAAGUUCUGUUUUCAACAAUGAACAUCAUAAAAUCAAAAUACAGAUCUCCACUUACAGAUGCCCAUCUUGACAAUUGCUUAUGAACGGAAAUAUCAUCCUACUCUCCUAACUACGAAAAAUUGGCUGUAGAAAUGCAGUGCCAAAAAUCACACAGACUUUAUUAGAAAAAACACGUGAAUUAAUUAUACCUAUUUUCCAUUAAGUGCUGAUGAGCGUGUAUGAUUAACUUGUGUUUAACUUUUUUUCAUAUUUGUUUGUUACUUGUAAACAAUACAAAGAAUACUUUUUAAUUAACCAUUACCGGCUAUCUAUGUUAAAGUAAGAAUAAUAAAUGCUGAACUGCUGGUCCAAAUGUAAUGUUUUACUUUUUAAAAAUAAAUAAGAUGAAAACUG